UCUCCCGCGGUGAGGGGUGGUGGUGCGCUCCGUGGGGAGCUCAUCAUCACUUUAAAACGCGCCACAGAGGGAGCACUGGCAGCGAGCACAGGGAGUACCUUGAUACUCCGGAGAGAAACACUGGGUCGAUCUUUGCUCACUGUCUUAAAAACUCGUGUAAAUUAUGAGAAAACGUGCACUAAGUUGAAAAAAAAAAAACUUACUUUGAAGCUGAUGCGACCCUAUGCGACCGUGGCAGCUUGGCGAGGUGGAGGCAGUCGUUACGCACGAAAGCAGUAGCUUAUCUCAAUGUCUGGCAGGCGAGUUGGAGCUCGAAAGCGUGUAGUUUCGUCUUCCUCUUGGUUUUUGUUUGAAGAUUCACAGAAACCUGCGUCUUCCUUGGACUCCAAGUUCUGCUCCGACACUCUGCGCCACUGAAGUGGAGUCCCGUGUUUUGCUGCUGACAACCCACAAGGAAGCAUGAAUGUUUCUCUUUUCAACUUGACCCAGGGCGCGCUGUUUAAUGGGAGCCAGACCCUCGCUGGGGCUCUGGAGAUAUACUCAAGUAACAGCUCAGAGACCGUGACGACCGGUGACGGCGGAGGGUCCCUGGUGCUGCUGCAGGAUGAGCGCAAACUCUUUGUUAUGCGUGUGGUCCAGAUCGCGGUGCUUUGCGUCCUGUCGCUCACCGUGAUGUUCGGCAUUUUUUUCCUCGGCUGCAACCUGAUGAUCAAAUCAGAAAGCAUGAUCAACUUCCUGGUAAAGGACCGGAGACCUUCCAAAGACGUGGAAACUGUCAUGAUUGGGCUCGGAUAGAGGACAGAGCUCAGGCGCUGCGGGAGACCCUGAAUGGGGAACUGGCGCGGAUUUUAGGAUCUGCAUCUGCACGUACCCAUCAAAGAAGCUUGAUGUGUAUCAAGAGUAACGAUAUGCAAAGAACUUUACAUUUCCUUCCGAAAGAUGACACCAGGAAAGUAUUCCUAAACGACCAAUGUUUGUGCGUAAAGUUCGUGCGUAAACUCCAGGCAGUCGUUUACACGUUUACAACGAUUCCUUAAAUAUAUGAAGUGGUUCUAAUAUUGCCAACUUGAACAAAGUAACAACAAUGUUUACAAGCUGUUACCUCAUGUUUUGUUCUCUCCCUUCUCUCAAAAGUAUUGAUUCAAGCGUCUAUUUACAAGCAUGGUUAUUUCUCAUCGUUCCACGCCUGCCAGUGUAAGACGUGGACGUGAUGUAGGUAUUUUUUCAAGACAAAAUAUUUUUUUCCUUGGUCUCAUUGGGUGAAAACCCUUUAAAAUAUCGAUAUUUUGUAGAGUAUUUUUGAAAAAACAAAAACAGUAACUCCGUGACAGCUUGAUGAAGUGAUUGUAUAACUGUUUGGCAUGCUCGCGGACUGAUCUGUAAAGUGACUUUUUGACACGUUUUGCACUUUUGAAAUGACCGAUGCUGCAUGAUAUAUUUUGUACUAAAUCGUUGAAACAGCAGCAUGCCAUUAAAUAUUGAAACUCA
Messenger RNA from Fundulus heteroclitus (mummichog), 1488 nucleotides. RefSeq names its product reprimo-like (gene rprml). The coding region runs from base 460 to 795 and encodes 111 amino acids. NCBI's taxonomy places the organism in Eukaryota, Metazoa, Chordata, Actinopteri, Cyprinodontiformes, Fundulidae. The record is from RefSeq and is a predicted model, not a curated record. The transcript has a single exon.